Saccostrea cuccullata (small rock oyster) is the source of this 720-nucleotide messenger RNA. Its product is annotated as TBC1 domain family member 30-like. Gene Ontology annotation, cellular component: endoplasmic reticulum. The record is from RefSeq and is a predicted model, not a curated record. The transcript is spliced from 5 exons. The annotation marks the transcript as partial. NCBI's taxonomy places the organism in Eukaryota, Metazoa, Mollusca, Bivalvia, Ostreida, Ostreidae.
CAAUGAAUUAAUGUCAAUUUUAAAGAAAAUUUUUUAAAACGAUGUUUGGAUUUUUAAAUAGUAUUGGACAGUUGUCAUUUUCACCAAAGAGAACAAAAACCGUGAAUGAAGGAAUCGACACCAGGAUCCGAUUUAGUUUGGAGCCCCUGCCUGGAGCCAGUGCCUUUGACCAAUGGAAGGACGCUAUGAGGGCCGUGGCCAGACUGCCUCAUGGGAUACCCGACAGCUUCAGGAAAAAGGUUUGGCUGAGCCUGGCUGAUAAUUACAUAAGGGAGCAGAGCAUUGAUUGGACGAAGACUCUCCGAUUCGCGUUUAAUGACCGCAGUAAUCCAGAUGACGACUCCCUUGGGAUUCAAAUCGUCAAGGACUUGCACAGAACAGGAUGUAGUGGAUUUAGUGGACAGGAAAAUGAUGAAGACCGAUCGGUACUGAAGAGGGUGCUGCUGGGAUACGCUAGAUGGAACAAGAGCGUUGGGUAUUGUCAGGGCUUCAACGUUAUAGCAGCCAUGUUACUGGAAGUGAUGGACAGAAAGGAAGACGAUGCCUUAAAGGUGAUGAUUUACCUGAUUGACCAUGUGUUACCUGAGGGUUACUAUGCUCACAAUCUGAGGGCUCUGUCAGUUGACAUGGCGGUAUUCCGUGACCUUUUGAGGGUGACCUUUCCUAAGCUCUCAAAACACCUAGACCACCUUCAGAGUGCUGCCCAGGACAAAACCACAG